AUGUUCUACAAAGUGUUUGCUGCCAUUUUUGCUGCACUCGGUGCAUUCUUCCUCACAUAUUCAUACGCCCUCAACCGCAGCAGGCUGGCCGUCCGACUCAAGAGAAGUGGAUAUUACCGAUGUCCCCAAUACCAGCACAAGAAUAUCUUGUCGGGCUCAGACUAUCGAACAGAUGUAGCAGCUGCGGCCGCGAACGGCACUCGAGCAGACUGGACCCGUGAGCAAUUCGCCAAGUAUGGCAAGACUUUCGAAACCAAGAUAUGGCGCCAGCGUGUGUUCCAGACUUGCGAUUCAGUGAACACACAGGCGUUAUUAACUGCAUCUACGAGGGAGGUUGGCGUUGGUCCAUCGCGUGUUGGACUAGUGGAGUGGUUGGGACCUGGUGCUUUUACCGUGGACGGAGAGCCGUGGAGGUAUGCGCGGGAUAUGCUGAAGCCAGUCUUCAAGAAGACUGCUAUUACAGACAUGAGCCGUCUGAAGAAACAUCUGGCUUGCAUGCUAGAUGCGCUGGAGCGUGAAAACCUUGAGGUCGACUUGCAGGAGCACUUCAUACGAAUGUUCCUCGACUUCUCCAUGGAGCUACUCAUUGGCCAGGACAGCAACACCGUGAGCGGUGACGCUUCAAAGGUCGAUGCACAGUACUUUACCUCCGAAUGCGACAAGGCCCAGUUUGAAUGUGUGCGCUCAGUGCAGCCUUGGCUUAUCCGCUGGUGGAAGGGAUGGACCCAAGACGAGAACCACGCGAUCCGCUCCACACAGUCCUUCAUGGACAAGUACGUGGAUUCGGCCGUUCAAGACUUCGAGACCUCAGAAGGCGGUCCGAUCUUACGCACGCACGCUUUUCUCGACGACCUAAUCGGGGAAGCUGGUACCAAGGAUCGAUUGUUCCUGCGAAAUCAGAUGCUCAACUGUUUCAUGCCUGGCAGRGACUCUGUAGCAAUAAUGGCCAGCCAUGUCAUGUUCCGCCUCGCACGCCACCCAGAGGCAUACCAGAAAGUGCGGCAAGAAGUACUCGCUGCCGGGUUCGAGGAUGAAUCGAUGUCUUACGACGCCGUCAAGAAGCUAGCAUAUACCAACGCUGUCAUCAACGAAGCGAUGCGUCUUGGUGGCCCUCCAAAUGGGCAGACCGGGCGCGACGUACUCUCUGAUAUCGUUCUUCCACGAGGCGGUGGCAUGAACAUGGACCAGCCAAUUCUCAUACCAAAGGGCUCCAUCGUAUAUGUCCAAAUACAGGCCCUUCAGCGCGAUGAAGACACGUGGGGUCCAGAUCCACACUCCUUCCGACCCGAGCGCUGGAUUGGCACGUCAAAGUCUUCGCCGGGUCAGGCGUAUGAGUACAUGCCUUUCGGAGGCGGGAAGCGGACUUGUCCAGCCAUGGCGCUGGUGAUGGGUGAGUUGGCAUUCAUUCUUGCGACGUUUGCGCUGCGAUUUCGCGAGAUUCAGAACCGGGAUCCGGAGCACAGGCUAUUCGAGGCUGGGUCUAUCGUUAUGAAGAUCCGGAAUGGUGUGCUCGUCAAGCUGGUGCGGUGA
Messenger RNA from Ramularia collo-cygni, 1530 nucleotides. RefSeq lists its product as uncharacterized. The coding region runs from base 1 to 1530 and encodes 509 amino acids. Lineage: Eukaryota; Fungi; Ascomycota; Dothideomycetes; Mycosphaerellales; Mycosphaerellaceae. The record is from RefSeq and is a predicted model, not a curated record. The transcript is spliced from 3 exons. Gene Ontology annotation, molecular function: oxidoreductase activity, acting on paired donors, with incorporation or reduction of molecular oxygen; monooxygenase activity; heme binding.